UAGUGAUGUUCUUUCUCAAGCAUUAGAAACUCCUGAACAUUCGGGUAGAGUGAGAGGCGUUGGAGGCUUUGUCAAUCCCUCAACCUACUUUAAGAUGCCGAAGCAGAAAAGGAUUAGAAUUACCAAGGCAGAAUUACUAGCACGUGAUAGAGAGCGUGAUCGUGAAUUGGAAGAGACAAAGAAAAUGCUCGCUGCACAACAAGCAAGGACAGAAGAGCGUUUACAUAAAAAGAUUGCUCAAUUAGAAGCACUAAUAACAGGGAAGACACCUUACACUUCACCUUUGAAUGUUCAUGUUGUAGGAGAGAAUACAAUUUCUCCUAUAUCGGAUAAAGGGAGUUUCCAAGAUAUAAGAAGAAAUACCUCCAAUAUUCUUGAUGAACCGAAGGUGAAACAAGAGGUUGACGACUGCGAGGUUGUUCCUCCCCCUACUGAAAUGGGUGGCACAUGUGAGUUAGCAGUGGACACCAUUAGCAACAUAGUUGCUUUUGGUACUGUUUUUGAUGAAGAGGAUGUCAGUAGGGUGAUACAUGGAGUUCCAAUGAAGGAGGGGUGUGUUAGGGUGUCUGUGGAUGGUGCCAUUCAAGAGGAAGCACGACUUCCUUUCCCAGUGGGUGAUGAGAUGGAAUUGGUUGGCCAAGCUGUUGGAAGUCAUGUGGCUUGGCCUGAAGAGCUUGUUAUUCGAAGAGUGAAUAAGAAAAAGAAAAGAAAGAUGGAUUUUGUCAAACAACUGUUUGACAAAGCUGAGCUAAACCCGUUUGUGCCCAAGCGUUGUAAGUUGUUGUACAAGCAUGCCAAGACUAUUAUGAGCCAAACCAAUGAGUCGAUAAGGACAAUGUUGGAUGAUAGUGUCUUUGGGGUACAGAAACAGCUCUUCAUAUUGACUGAGAAUGUCAUUGAUCUCUUAGAAAUGAAUAAGAUUGGCCAAGGAGUGAUAGCAGCAUAUAUGGCGAACCUACAUGAGACUCUCCGUGAGAGAGAUGAGUUGGAUACUUUUGGCUUCAUUGAUCCGGCAGCCACAUAUAUGUGUGAGAGAUCGGAAUUUGUCCCUUACUUGGUGAAUCGGUUGAAAGAGGGUAAGGGUGAUCGUAUAUUUUUAAUGGCCUACAAUCCGGGGGAACAUUGGAUAUUGACAAUCAUUUGGGAAGAUGAGAUUUAUAUCGUCGACCCUUUGCCAAAACCAGUGCAUUACAAACCAUGGGAAAAUGCAGUGAUAAAUGCAGUUAAAACUUACAAUGCUGAAAAGGGGAGGGUUACCAAAGUGCCUAAGUUAAAAUUACUUCCGGGCGCACCUAAGCAGCCGGGUGGAGUUGAGUGUGGUUAUUAUGUUAUGCGGUACAUGAAGGAUAUUAUUAAUGAUGACACGCUUUCGUUUUCAACCAAGUGGGCGGUAAAGGAUCGGAAAGGGUAUACCCAACAACAACUUGACGAGGUCCGCAUUGAAGUAGCCGACUACUUACAGACUCUGCUGUAGGUUCUGACCAGUUUCUUGAUUUUGAGUUAGGCUAGCUUUUAACUAACUUUUUUGUAGCAAUUAUGAACAAACAAGAAUACUAA
Molecule: messenger RNA, 1557 nt
Organism: Rosa chinensis
Lineage: Eukaryota; Viridiplantae; Streptophyta; Magnoliopsida; Rosales; Rosaceae
Exons: 8
Coding region: 95-1474 (459 amino acids)
Biological process (GO): proteolysis
Molecular function (GO): cysteine-type peptidase activity
Source: RefSeq, a predicted model, not a curated record